Molecule: messenger RNA, 8265 nt
Organism: Trichosurus vulpecula (common brushtail)
Lineage: Eukaryota; Metazoa; Chordata; Mammalia; Diprotodontia; Phalangeridae
Gene: MIGA2
Product: mitoguardin 2
Exons: 16
Coding region: 199-1974 (591 amino acids)
Biological process (GO): mitochondrial fusion
Source: RefSeq, a predicted model, not a curated record
AAGGAAGGAGACGCUGCCCUUCUGAAGCGAUGGAGCUCCUGAUCUGCAAAGGCACUUUGGCAUUGGAGUCUCCCUUUAGGAAUAAGAAUGUGACUGUGGCCCUGUGGGCAGCGAGUUGAAGCAUUCCUCCAAGUCAUUCCCAUUGUGGGACUUGGAGUUCCCACUCUGGGGCACUCUCAGCUGCAGCUCUAACCAGGGAUGGCUUUUCGAAGAACUGAAGGCAUGUCCAUGAUCCAAGCUUUGGCCAUGACAGUGGCAGAGAUUCCUGUGUUUCUCUAUACGACCUUUGGACAGUCGGCAUUUUCUCAGCUACGACUAUCUCCGGGUCUUCGGAAGGUGCUCUUUGCCACAGCACUAGGAACAGUGGCCUUGGCUUUGGCUGCCCAUCAGCUGAAGCGGCGUCGGAGACGGAAGAAACAGAUUGCCCCCGAGAAAGGAGGUGGAAAGCCUGGAACUGUUCCUAUCCCCAUCUUCAUGACCAGAAGGCUUCCAUCAGUGAAGAAAGGCUAUUCCAGCCGAAGGGUCCAGAGUCCCAGCAGCAAGAGCAAUGACACUCUGAGUGGCAUUUCCUCGAUUGAACCCAGCAAACACUCAGGCUCCUCUCACAGCCUGGCCUCGAUGGUGGCAGUGAACUCCUCUAGCCCAACAGCCGCAUCCUCGGGGCCCUGGGAUGCUAGAGUGACUGAAGAGUCAGGGGCUGCUGGUGAUGCAAAUGCAGAGAACCUCUAUAUUCAAGGAAUGGAGCUGUUUGAGGAAGCAUUGCAGAAAUGGGAGCAGGCCUUGAGUAUUGGACAGAGGGGAGACAGUACUAGCACCCCCACACUCUGGGACAAUCUCAAGAGUCCAGAGACCAUCUCUGAGGUGCUCUUGGAGCCAGAGUCCCAGAAAAAGGAGUUUGCUGAAAAGCUAGAAUCCCUACUACACCGCGCAUAUCACCUCCAGGAGGAGUUUGGCUCCACAUUCCCAUCAGAUAGUAUGCUCUUGGACCUAGAGAGGACACUCAUGCUGCCUCUGACAGAAGGUUCGCUGAGGCUUCAGGAAGGUGAUGAGGGCAGUCUUUCCUCUGAAGACUCUUUCUUCUCUGCUGCAGAGCUGUUUGACUCCCUGCAGGUGGGAGAUCUCCCUUUCCAGCUCUCCAGGCCAGCUGCAGCAUACGAGGAGGCCUUGCAACUGGUGAAAGAGGGGAAGGUUCCCUGUCGGACACUCAGGACAGAACUUCUGGGUUGCUACAGUGAUCAGGACUUCUUAGCUAAACUGCACUGUGUCCGGCAGGCCUUCCAGGGAAUUCUGCAAGAUGAAAGUAACCAGCUGUUCUUUGGGGAGGUUGGGAAACAAAUGGUGACGGGCCUGAUGACCAAAGCUGAAAAGAAUCCAAAAGGCUUCUUGGAGAGCUAUGAGGAGAUGCUGAGUUAUGCCCUGAGACCAGAGACCUGGCCUACCACACAGCUGGAGCUGGAGGGGCGGGGGGUGGUAUGCAUGAGUUUCUUUGACAUCGUGCUGGAUUUCAUACUCAUGGACGCUUUUGAGGACCUGGAGAACCCCCCCUCCUCUGUGCUUGCUGUCCUGCGCAAUCGUUGGCUCUCUGACAGCUUCAAGGAAACGGCUCUGGCCACUGCCUGCUGGUCAGUUCUGAAAGCCAAGAGGAGGCUUCUGAUGGUGCCCGAUGGCUUCAUCUCCCAUUUCUACUCCGUAUCGGAGCAUGUUAGCCCCGUUCUUGCCUUUGGCUUUCUAGGGCCCAAGCCACAGCUGGCUGAAGUCUGCACUUUUUUCAAGCAUCAGAUUGUGUACUACCUGAAGGACAUGUUUGACCUGGACAACGUGCGCUACACCACUGUGCAGUCGCUAUCAGAGGACAUCCUUCAGCUUUCCCGCCGACGCAGUGAGAUCCUGUUGGGUUACCUGGGAACAGAGCCUGUCCGUGAGAUGAACGGGAUGUUGCCCCAUGAAAAUGGACCCCUGGGGGAGCUUCAUUAACAUGCCGCCUUGAGGAGGGCUGACUCCUCUCCUCUGUUGGUUCUCCCGUAUGGCGAUGGGUGCUUGCUGUCCCCUAAGUGACAAUGAGUAGCUGUGGCUCAGCCCAGCCCCUGGCUUCACUUGGUCCUUCUGCUUGCCCUCUGUGGAGGGAUCUGCCAAGCCAGUGUCUUGGACCACUAGAUUGCUUCCUCUCUUCCCAUGCUUUGGAAUUCUAGGUCACGGAUCUCAGCUCAGAAGGACCAGUAUGUGAUGCCAUCUCCUUCUCUCCUGUUUGUCCCUGUGUGUCAUACAGUGGCAGUUCCCUGGCCCUGGCCAGGAAGCUAACAUAUCUUGUCUCGGCCACUUUCUCCUCAGGAACCAGCUGGCAAUGCCUUGUUUGUAAGGCGGGCAGUAGAGUUCAGCACAGGGGUCUAUCUGUGCAUCACUGGGUGGGCUUAGAUAUGCAGCUGGCAUGAUGUGCCUUGUGAGGUGAGGCAGGGAGGCGAGGGACAAAUGAGCUUCUUGGGAGGCUGAGAAUGAUGGAGGCUCUCUGUCCAACCCCCUUCGGGCUGGCUCUGCCAUCAGCCAAAUCAGAGCAUCCAGUGCUCUGGCAUGUGUCGUUGGGUGCAAUGGUGUGAAAGUGAUGGAGGGAGGAAGACUGUGAAGUAGUUUGAGGGGUGAGAGCGGAAAGGAGAAUUAUGUGUAAUAGGGAGAAGAAAAGAAAAGACCUAAGGAGGGAGCAAGGGUGGUGGAGGUGAAGUGCUAACAUAACAUUUAGCAGCCCUUCAGGUUGCUUCAGAGACAUCAUUUGAUAAAGAAUCACUGGUUCUGGGACAUUGAGACCAAGAGGCAGGUACUGAGUCCAGAGCCUAAUUUCUUUGGGGAGAUGGGGCCAUGAGAUUAAAGGAUGUCCUCUGCUGCUGUGUGAGAGAGAGAUGAAGAGAGAGUUUGGGAAGGGGGGUGCGGAGAGUGAAUAAGUAUUGGGAGCUCAGUACAGAGGCUCCUGGGAAAUCUGGGCCAGGGCCAAACUGGGAUUGGCUGCCGCUCCCAUUACUAAGGUGCUGCAGCCUAGGGAGGAAGGAGCAAACACACUUCCGGUCUGUGAUGAGGGAACUUCGGGUCUCUCAGGUUCCUGGGAUUCUGGUCCUGACCCAGACAGAAAUUAACUAUGGUAAAAUAAGAAUGAGAGACAGUGUAGUAGAGUGGAGAGCGCCAGUCUCAGAGACAGGAAGAUUGGGGUUCUUGUCCUGCCUCCAAUUCAUCCUGCUACAUGGGUGAGACCUUGGGUGCGGCACUAAACCUCAGGGCCUGGAGCAGUUUUGGUAGAGGGAGUGAAUGUUUCUGGGAAUGAAGGAUUCUAACUAGUCCUGUGUAUGUUGGGUGGGGUGUCCUGGGAAGGGAGGAGAGGGGCAUGCAGCCCAAUGAGCAUGAGAGAGGGACACAGCUGUGUUAGAAAUUUGUCAGACUGUUUCUUCUUUCCCUAGGCUUUGGGCUUCUCUACUGUCUCACCUACAGAAUAACUUCAGAAGAGCUUGGGCGUCUUAAUAGAGUGGGAACACAAGUGGCCUAGAGGGUGAUAAAAACUACACAGAAGGAACUUGGGAGGAGAGAGUAGAGGGAGAUAAGAAGGGUCACAGAAAGAGCUGGAAAGAGACAAGAGAUCAUUGAAUCCAGCUCUUUCAUUUUAUAGCCAAGGAAGCUUGAGGCCCAAGAAAUGAGUUGUACGGCUAGUUGGUGGCAGAGCUGAGACUUCAAUUUAGAUUUUCUGAUUCUAGACACAACCGGCUUUUAUCACACUACAAAUCUCUCAUCUGCUGAUCAGAGUAAAAAAGGUUAUUUAAAGUUUGCCAAAUAUGUCAACACCCCACCCUAUCUCCUCCUUCCAGCAAGAAGGAAGAAGCCCUGAGGACAAUCUUUUUUCUACACUUUGUUAUAUUAUGUGGGUGUUGAGUUGAAGGUCUGUUGUCUCCUAGCCUCCACCUGUAAAGAUCCCUUGCAUAUUUAUUUGGGCGUGUUACUUAGAAUAUUCCUGAGCUGACUUGGACUUGGGACCGUGAGAGUUUUAUUCCCUUGCAAAUUGCACAAGCCCACUUGUACUCAUCCUCUUGACCUUAGUGCUCCAGCUCCUCCUAAACACCAAAGUCAGCCCACUGGCUUUGUCCAUGCCAAGGCUAGGUGAAUGCCUGCCAGCACGGGCAAUGGGGCCUGGUAUUUGGAUGAAAUUUGUAAUGUUGGCCAGUACAAAAAAUCAGCCGCUCCUCCUUCACCUGCCAACCGUACUUCUCUGAAGAAUUCAAACAUCAUCAGCCUUGUUUCACCAUCAUUUCCCCCCCUAAAGAUUAUGAUGUUAUGAUGUUACUCUGUCUCUACCACCAAAGACUUCUGGAAGUCCCCCUGGAAAGAGUGGGCAAAAUCCCUUUGGUGUCUUGAAGUGCCUGUAGAGGCCAAUCCCCACAAAGCAGAAGGGGCUGCAUUUUUAGUUCCUAGAAACUCCCUUCCUAGUAUCUGACAGUUAAUUCCCUCCUGCAGAAGUCAUCACUACUGAAACUAGGGCCUUUGUGCUCUGGUCCUUGCUCUCUGUGUGUCCUAUCUCUCAGCACUAUGUCCGAUUAGCACUUUCACUGUGAUUGGUCAGGCCACUGGGGUUGGGGCUCACAGCCUCACAUGGAAAGGGGUAGAUGUAUGGAAAAAAGAUGAUAGGUAUAAGUUUCCCUCUACCCUUAUUUUCUUGGGAAGCUUUUAAACAGAAGUAUUUCCCAGAACUUUUUAUUCAACCAGAGAGCAAGUAUCAAUGUAGUCUAAGUUUAGAGAGCUGUAUUUGGUAUUCCAGCCAACAGUUGGCCACUAUAGAUAAGUUACAUUAGCAUUUCUCUAAACUACCCUCAUUUUCAAGGGUUUCUAUCUUAACUCUGCAGACUCACUUCACUCACAGCAAUUACAGCAUUGGGCUUGAGUAGGACUUUUUUAAAAUUGCCUUUAAAAGGGGGGAGGAAAGUUAGAUUGUCCCUUAAAUUGAGACAGCUUUAAAAAGUUGAUUUUUGGAUGUUUGGGAUUACUUAAAAAUCUCAAGAACUCUUUGGGAGAAGUGUUCUGAGUCGAAUUUUAAGGAGGAUAAAAAGAUUGGAAUGAGAUUUUGUAAAAUGUAUGUAUUUGCAGAGGAAAAGUAAGAUUUAAGUAGGCCAUACUGUUAACCUAGCAAAAACCAUCGAAAUCAGCAUCGUGAUUGUUUAUAUUUGUAUGGAGUCACUACAUGAUCUGCUUGAGGUAGGGCUGAAUAUUCAGACCAAAUAUGCGAGGGCAAGGAAAUUGAUCUAUGUCACCAAAGAUUUAAAUUGUUUAUGUUAUCGAUGUGAUUGAGUCAGGAGUUAAUUUGGGAGAUAACUUAGACCAUUGUUUAUUGACUCUAUUAAUUUGUUACUGUCAUGAGGGGGAUAUUAAAAACUUUCAAGAUAGUCCAGUAGCCCAGUAUCUAUCUGAAUAUGGAUGUGAGGUACAUCAACUGGGAAGGGAUGAAACUGUCAGCCUGGGCAAUUGCCUAGAUGCAAGCAAAGUCCUUUAUUGCAGCAAGCAAUUUAGGCAGUCCCACAAGGGGAAACAAAUAAGGGAAGAGUUGGUCUUUUCAUUUCAUUCUGCAGCCUGUUCCUCCCAAAAUUGGUAGUUGGGGAAUGAGCCUGCAUUGAAAAAGUCUUAGGUCAAGUCGAGGUCCAUUUGGAACAAGGCUUAGCUGAAUUCACCCAAACUUGGAUUUCUACUGCUACCUUGAUCAUAUCCUUCAGGUACGAAGCAUGGAGUUGAACUUCACCCUUUAGUCCAAGGCAGGGGUCUCCAGAAUAAGCUUGACAGCUUUCAAUGAGCCAUCAAAGCAUGGAAUAUAUGCCUCUUAUGUUCGACUUCUGAACUUUGGUGGGGUCAACCAAUUGGAAUAUGAGCUGUACCCACAAUUGUCAGUAAUUGCCAUGUGUGUCGCCUUGACCCAUGGAAGCACCCUAAUAGGGGUAAACCUUGAUGACAAGUACCAAGCCCUCAGUGUCAGCCCACGGGGCUGAAAGCAAGUUGAGACACUGUCCAGAGAUAUUGGAAAUCAAGAGCCUUGGGCUAGGAAAAGAUAAGAAUUAUCCUCAUGGAAUUCUAUCAGCAAAAGAACACAAUUAGUAAGCAACAACAAAAAGAAGUCUUGAGGGCCAAACAGGAAUUACUUGAGAAACUCAAACAGCAAUUGGCCCCUGGAUUCACAAGUAGACAAAGAAGGAAGCCCUUUACUUCAACAGAACAUUCAUUUACUUGGAGAUAACUCAGUCCAUUCUAAACCAGAACUUCAGUUAAUAAAACCCUAAAGUGCCAAGACACUUGAUUCUGAAGUAACCCUGGCUAAAUUAACCUCUGAAGCUAUGUACUCCUUAUCUCCCACUCCUUUAGAAAGCCAGUCUGCUCUCUGAGAAGUGGGCUAUGAGGAGGGAGGCACUCUCUUGAAUCUGGCGUCUCAAUGAACAUUUCAGGGAGAGACCCCAGCAAAUUCCAGAAGUCCAAGGAAGCCAAGCUGACCCCAUAGACUGUCUGUUUAAGGAAGACACUGACUCAACUACAGGCAGUUUGGAACUUAGGGAUGUACUGCCCUUUGAAAGUCCUCCUGAACCCUAAAACUCACGCCACCAAACAUGAACUUGCCCUGCAACCCCCAUCCUUCCAGGAAUUAGCAAGUUGAGGUCUCAAGAUUGGAACCCAUCAAGAAGAGUCCAAGCUAUGCAGAAGCUCUACAUCAAUACAGUGAAAUAGGAGAACUUUUGCAUCUGAUAACUUUCAAUGGCUGCCCCUGGGAGUUUCCCAACAUGCUUAUCUCUGAGGACUUCUGGACGGAAGUUUAUCCAGCCCAGGAAGGUCUUCCAGCUGGUCUUGUUUCAACUUCCAAAGGGGCCAUACCAUGAGAGGAAUUGUCAAAUGAUCUUCACUGCAAAGCUUUUACAGAAGGCCCUCGAAGUAUUUAAGAAAAAAUGUAUAUAUUUGCUUUCCUGAGAGGUUCUUUGCCUGUUCCUUCUCUGAGCCAUCCACCUUGCCCAGACUCCUAGAAAAUAUGAGCCCUGACCAUUCCAGCAAUUCAUAGCUCUUUUGAUCAUAAAUUUGCUUGUAUGGACAUUAGCCUGAAGAAUUGGUCCCCCGGGAGGGCAGUAUGCUUCAUAGGUGGAGGCAGUCUUCCCUUAGUCAUUCCUCAGAUGUGCUCUUUGUUGUCACUCUCACACAAUCUAUGAAUGUAAUCUUGUGCUUGAUUCCAUCCCCCUUUGCUUCCCCUCUGAUCUCAUAAAGGUUUUAUUUCUCUUGAUUUUGUUUGUUUACAUAUCCAUGAACUGCCUCUGACUCUGAUUUGCAGCUUUUACCUUUUGUAUGGUAGAUGGAGUGAGUUGAAUGGAGUCAAAUAAAAACAUUACAUUAAAAAAAAAAACCAUUUCUUUCACUCCCACCCUGGGGGAAUGUGGACCUGUGUGUGAUUCUCGUUUGGUAGGAACUAAGAGGGGACCAUCUCCUUCAGGAUUAGAGCAGUUUCUAAAGGGAAACAUAAGACUUACUAAGUCACUCAGGAAUCCUUGUUCCACUGGCAGGUGGCAAGUCCAUGGGCCACUUGUUUAGAUUGAUUUGAGUUGUAUCUUGUAUGCAGUCCUCAAAAAUCUGAUCUGGGCCAGCUUUGGGAUUAAUGACCAAUGUCUUUGUCAUUUACAUCAUGAGGGCACUUUGUCACUGCCAUUAGGGAUUUCAUAAGUGUUUUUAAUUAUCCUUUGCCUUAAAAUCAUAGAACGUGGAAAGGUCUAGAAAUCAUCUAGUCCGUGGGUUCUUAACCUCAAUAGAUUUCAGGGGAUCAAUAAACUUAGAUGGGAAAAAAAGUUGCAUCUUUAUUUUCACUAAUUUAAGCAAAUAGCAUUACCUUCAAUUAAAUCGAAAUAUUCUGAGAGGGGUACAAAGCCUUCACCAGGAAGCCAAAGGAAUCUGUGACAAAAAAAAAAAAUUAAAGGACCCCUGCUCUAGUCCAACCCCUUCAUUGUGCAAUGGGGAAACUGGGUCCUAGCCAGGGACAGUGUUUUACCCAAAAUUAUAUGACCAAUAAGUUGCAGAACUGGAACUAGAAUCUAGAUUCCUUGGCUCCCAGUCCUGUGCUCUUUUGACUUUUAGGCUGCUUCUCUUAUGUUUUGUUAUUUUCCCCAUCACUGCAGUUGCUUGGAUUUUAAAGUAUCUACCCUUUAUGGCUAGACAAGUAGAUCUUUCCCUAGCCAAAGAAAACUAUGUCUAUAAGGCAGCUUCAAAUAUAAUAAAGAUGUGAUGAAAUGA